Owenia fusiformis is the source of this 1920-nucleotide messenger RNA. NCBI's taxonomy places the organism in Eukaryota, Metazoa, Annelida, Polychaeta, Sabellida, Oweniidae. The record is from the annotation of a GenBank genome assembly.
CCGGAUGUAAACAAAGAUGGAGUUUGAGCAGGCCCAAAAUAACGUUUAAAUUAAUCACUUAAACAGUAAUAUUGGGGAUGAUUGCAAACUAGAUGAUGCGAGGGCGAAUUCAUAACUAUAAGAGGACAGCUUUGGUCAAAAGAUCGUAACUUUUAACCAUGACAGAUUCGUGAAAACAAAUUCUAAAUUCAACAAACAAAUUUAAUUCAAAUUGAAUAAAUACAACCAGGCUAUUCAGACAUUUGAAUCUAUUGAAUGACAUUAAUCAAAAUGUGCUCAAAAGCUGAAGAGCAAAGUAUGAAAAUUAUUUCUGAAAAGGGGAGCACCUCCAAUAAAGAAAAUGAUGCUGAUGAUAUCUGGGAAGAUAGUUUGGAAGAUGAUUAUUUAGUCGCUGCAGCUGAUUUCUUUGAAGAGAGGGCCAAGCUACCUCAAGAUCCUCUACAUACAAUUAGAGGAGGAAUGUUGUGGGUGACAGACUUUGUUGGCCAGGCCUGGUGUGAACAGCAGAUGUUCUACAAGUUAAGACCUCCCCUUGAUGAGAUGGGGGAUGUGAUCAUUGAAGACCUUGCUAAUAAACCAUCUGUUAAAGCUGGAACUGACAUGCAUGCUGAAAGAGAAUUAGAGAUUCAGACACCAGUUCAAGUUGAUGUAACCUGUAGAGAAGACAAAUAUGCUAUCAAGCUACUAAACAUGAUUAUAGCAGCUAACAGCCUAAUGCAGGGACAUUCUCGACGUGAAAUUCCCAUAUUUGGUAUGCCAUCAAAUCAUGGCGUGUUCAUUGUUGGUAUAAUUGAUGAAAUUCGUUGCGAUCCAAAUACUCAGGAACUUGAUCUCGUGGAGUUCAAAACUAGAGAAAGUAAUUCCACUCCCGGGAAUGCUCAGAAAAAAACUCAUGAAAUGCAGUUGUGUAUUUACAAUCAAAUGUGGGAUGAGCUAGUCACUGGAAAAUUUUAUGAUAAAGAAGCUUAUGCUCAUCACCUAAGACUCGACCUUACAGCCGAACUCGGUGCUGGUGUCCUCAAUGAAAUUAGAAGUGCAACAAUAGAUGCCUUCCAUGUUAAAAACUUAGAUCAACUAUUGGAUGUAUGUUUUUCCCAUAUGCGACAUCUGACAUGUAUCAACCAAAUAUAUAUUGAAUACACAUUCCAGAGAGAUAAGUCCUUGAUUGGUAUAGAAGAAGUUUUAUUUAAUGAGAAGGUGUUCAAUCAAAAGAUGGCGCAUGCUAUAUCAUAUUGGAAGGGGGAGCGCACAAUAGAUGGCGUUGAUAUUGAAGAUGCUUGGAAAUGUAAAAAAUGUGACUUCGGUGAGGUGUGUGUGUGGAGGAAGAAAAAGGCAGAAGAAUGUGCAGAAAAGAAUAAUAACAAGAGGCUUCGUGUCCAAUAGUUCAUUGUGAAAUAUCUCAGUCUACAGUAUUGUUCAAAACCUUUCUGAUUAAUACCUGACAUAAACCCAAUUCUAAAGUUUCCAAUAGUGUUCUGUCAACCAUUACAUGCCAAAUGGCACUUCUCUGUCCAAUAGUUUGAUUUCACUUCUUAAAAAGAUAACUUCUUGUACACUCUGACUUGGCGGAAAUCCUAGGGGGUCAUCAGAUCAUAUUAAAAUAUUAGCAUUAUCAUUAUUUGUACUUUUCAGAGCAUAGUUAUUUGUGCUUAGCUCUGUGCCUCCGAGUAAAAAUAUGCACACAUAUUUAUGGUACAAAGACUGAUUAAACAGUCAAGACAGGUUUACUGUAACACCAACAGAGCAUUGUAUUACCAGUCUGUGCAUUCAUCCUGUGCCAAAUGAGGUUUCAAGAACAUAACAGCAAGAUAUAGAAUUGAAAUCUUGGGUGUGUAUCUCCCCCUCCAAUAGCAGAAAAACGUUUUUGUACAGUGUAGAAACAGACAAUUUGUUAGAGCAUCUUGCUAUAGCUAAUUUGUU